Messenger RNA from Melozone crissalis (California towhee), 3497 nucleotides. RefSeq names its product antigen WC1.1-like. NCBI's taxonomy places the organism in Eukaryota, Metazoa, Chordata, Aves, Passeriformes, Passerellidae. The coding region runs from base 256 to 3288 and encodes 1010 amino acids. Gene Ontology annotation, cellular component: membrane. The transcript has 13 exons. The record is from RefSeq and is a predicted model, not a curated record.
GAUGUGGGCUGGAGCCCGUGCUCCCCAUCAGGGGGGCUCUGGGCAGGCUCCAGCAGCAGCAGCAGCAGCAGCGUUGGAGCCCCGGGGGAUGCGGGAGGGGCCGCCGCAGGGCAGGUGCUGUGGGGGGGCUGUCUCCCCCCGGGGACAUCCGGGUGGCAGCCCACUGUGGCGAGGUGUGUGACGGCAGAGGCGCAGGCGAGGCUCAUAUUUGGGCACGGAGCAGGUUAUUGGAGGCCGCGGCCCCGCAGCCGGGAGAUGAGGCGCCUGAUAAAGGCUGCUGCCCCCGGUGCUGCUGCUGCAGCGUGCAUUGGCUCGGGCGCUGGCAGAGGUGCCGUGGCUCCGCUGGCUCCGGGGCCGCUGGCCAUGGGGCCGCUGCUGGCUCUGGGGCUGCUCGUGUGCGUGCGGCUGUGCGGGGGCUCCGGGGAGCUGCGUCUGGUGGGCGGCGGCGGGCGCUGUGCCGGGCGCGUGGAGGUGAAGCACGGCGGUGAGUGGGGCUCCGUGUGCGCCUUCGACUUCGACUGGGAGGCUCGCUGGGCCGUGGUGGUGUGCCGGCAGCUGGGCUGCGGCCGGGUGGCCAGGGCGUCCCUGCACGCCCCGUUCGGGCCGGGCAGCGGGCGGAUCUGGCUGCAGCCCUUCUUCUGCAACGGCACCGAGGAUGCGCUGGAGCAGUGUCCUAACUUCGGAUGGGGACGGCAUUUCUGCGGCCACGAGCGGGAUGUGGGGGUGACCUGCACAGAUGCCGUGGAGCUGAGGCUGGCGGGCGGCGGCAGUCCCUGUGCCGGGAGGGUGGAGGUGAAGCUGCAGGGCCACUGGGGCACAGUGGGAGACGACAACUGGGACAUGGAGGACGCCGAGGUGGUUUGCCAGCAGCUGGGCUGUGGCUCGGCUUCCGCUGCCUACUACACCCACGAGCGCUUUGGUGUCGGGGAUGGGUUCGUCAGCCUGGCCCUGGUGGACUGCAGAGGGGACGAGGCCAUGCUCUGGGACUGCGAGAUCCGUGGCUGGGGACCCUAUAAUAGCAGUAUCAAUGUCUCGGACGUUGGCGUUGUCUGCCAAGGCUUUUCCCGGCUGGUUGGUGGCGAUGGAUCCUGUGCUGGGCGGCUGGAGGUGCGUCAGGGCCGGGCCUGGGUCGGUGUCUGUGAGGAUCAGGUGGACACGGAGGUGGCCCAGGUGGUGUGCAGGGAGCUGGGCUGUGGUGAGGUGAUCGCCAUCGCCGGCAGUGGCUGUUUAGGGGCAGUGUCGGGAUCGCUCUGGGACGGGGGCUUCCAGUGCAAUGGCACCGAGCCCCGCCUCAGCGCCUGUGCCCGGCGUCCGGCCCAGAGCCAGGGCUGCAGCCGCCCUGGCAGCGUCAUCUGCUCCUCCUACACGGGCUUCCGGCUGGGGAACGGCAGCUCGGGAUGCUCCGGGCGAGUGGAGGUGGCAGUGAGGGGGACGUGGGGCUCCGUGUGCGCCAGCGAGUGGGACCUGGCCGAUGCGCACGUCCUGUGCCGCCACGUGGGCUGCGGCCGCGCCCUCAGCGUGCUGCCGGGAGGCUCCUUCGGCAGCGGGGAGGGGCCGCUGCGGCCGGACGCCUUCGGCUGCAGCGGGAGCGAGCGGCACCCGGGCCAGUGCCCCGUGGCCGUGCUGGGGAAGCCGCCCUGUGCCCCCGGGAACGCCGCCGCCGUCAACUGCUCAGGCGCUGUUGAGUCCCUGCGGCUGGUGAAGGGUGAGACCCGGUGCGAGGGGUUUCUGGAUUCGAAGACAAGCACCGGGGCCUGGCGCCGUGUGCCAGGAGAGGUUUUGCUCAUACGGAAUUUGAGCAAUGUGUGCUGGAAGAUGGGCUGUGGAGGACUGGAGAAGAGUAAAGCUUUCCGUGGAACAUCCGAACUGUGGCAAAUUAGCAGAGAGGACUGGGACAUCUUGGAAACAGUGAUCGAGGACAUUAAGCGGAAGACCACUGAUCUGCCCAGUCGGACUAUACCUGACGGUGAAACUUAUUACAUGACCACUUCAACAGCUGACGGCCGUCAUGGGACCUGCCUUGUCUGCUCAGGCAGCCUGCGGGUGAGGCUGGUGGGGAGCUCUGGGCGCUGUGCCGGGCGUGUGGAGGUCUAUUCCGGUGGCAGCUGGAGCUGGGUGUGCCAGGAAGGCUGGGAGCUGCAGGACGCGGCCGUUGUGUGCCGGGAGCUGGGCUGUGGCACGGCGCUGCAGGCCCCGGGCUGGGCGCGCUUGGGUGGCGGCCCGGGGCCGCUGUGGCCGUACAGCCCCGAGUGCUCCGGCUCCGAGGAGUCUCUGUGGGAGUGCGGGCGCACGGAACGGCGCGAGUGCGGGCGCGGCGGCGGGGCAGGGGCCGUGUGCUCAGAGCAGCUCUCCGUGCGGCUGGCAGGGGGCCCUGGGCGCUGCCGGGGCUUCCUGGAGAUCUCCUACAACGGCACCUGGGGCCGCGUGUGCGCCAACGGCACCAGCAAUGGCACUGCCGCCACUGUCUGCCGCCAGCUGGGCUGUGGGCGCUGGGUCUCGCUCACAGCAGUCUCCGCCCAGGAGCCGACCGAGGCCUGGCUGGCCUGGGUGGGCUGUGAGGACGGGGCCCGCUCGCUCUGGCAGUGCCCCUCGGCGCCCUGGCACCUGCAGAGCUGCAGCCCAGGCGGGCACGCCUAUGUGGAGUGUGAGGAGCACAGUGAUGGCACCACUGAGGGACACACUACCCCAUAUCCGGAGGGUGCCACCAGCACAGGUGUCCCCAGAAGGCGGCCCCAGGCAGUGGCCGUGGGGUCUGUGUCCGUGCCCACUGUGCUGUGCGUGGUGCUGGGGACGCUGCUGUGCCUGUCCCUGGGUGCCCUGGCCCUGCUGCUGUGCCGUGCCCGGCGCCGAGGCCCUGGCAGAGCUGCAGAUGCCAUCUCCAACGCUGUCUACGAGGAGCUGGAUUACAAAGCCAUGCCCGAGUACCAGGAGGUGCCCACUCCCCCAGGUUCCCUGUUGGAGGGAUGGGUGAAGAAGCUGCCGUAUAACACCGGGGACAGCGUGGAGGGGAGUGACACUGAGGCAGCCCCAGAUCCCCCUGCCCGGCCCGAGCAAGGACCCCCGGAUGGCUACGACGAUGUCCUGGAUGUGGCCCAGGAGCCCCCCGCUGCCAGCACUGGGGACAUCUCCGAGGGAGUGGCACGGCAGAGGUGGAUCUGUGUGCUGCCCACAGGUGGCAUCUACUCCCCUCCACGUGUCCCAGGAGCCACCAGGGAGCCCUCUGAACAGCCCCUUGGACACAUGGACUAUGAUGAUGUCGGCAGCAGCGCCCUGGGGACGUUGCCAUGAGGAUGUCCUGGCCAUGCCACAGCACCCGGGACACGUGUGGCAGUGUGGGGGGGCCCUGUCCCCAGGGGUGGCUGGCCCUGCCCACAGAGGUCAGCCCUCGCCGUCCAGAGCUGCAGGAAAAGAGCUCCUGUGCAGGGAUUAUCUUUGAUUUCAGUGUGAUUUUCCCUUUUUUCAUAUUAAAAUCCAAACUGGUCAGAGACUCACUCCCA